AGCAGCAGCGGGAGCACAAUAAUGUGCUAGUCUGAAUCAGUGACACCAACAUCACCACAAGCAACAAGCAACCGCACUUGUCCUGCGGUGUCCUCCGGUGUCCACGCUCAGUCGUAGAGAGACUGUAGCCGCAACAGAAGAGCAGUUCUGUGGGACAUUUACCUGUGAGACACAGAGUCAACUUUGAAAAACUUUCACACGAGGCGGCACCAACAGACGCUCACAGACAGAGCCAUGGUGGAGUAUUACCAGAUAUUAGGAGUCCAUAAAAAUGCAACGCAGGACGACAUCAAAAAAGCAUACAGAAAACUGGCACUGAAAUGGCAUCCAGACAAGAACCCAGACAACAAGGACGAAGCAGAGAGGAAGUUCAAAGAGCUGUCAGAGGCGUAUGAAGUGCUCUCAGAUGAAAACAAGAGGAAUACAUAUGACCGAUAUGGUAAAGAAGGCCUCUCAGCAGGAGGAGGUGGAGGAGGAGGAGGAGGAGGAGGCAGUUACGAUCACUUUGGUGGAAGCUUCACAUUCCGUAAUCCUGACGACGUUUUCAGGGAAUUCUUCGGUGGCAGAGAUCCCUUUGCAGACUUUUUUGCUGAUGACCCAUUUGACGAUUUCUUCGGAGGGGGUCGCAGUCGCCAGAGAGGCGCAAGCCGGAACAGGAUGGGUGGUUCGCUCUUCGGUUUCGGGGGCUUCCCAUCUGGGCCUGGAAUCUCUGGGUUCGAUUCAGGUUUUAGCUCAUUCGGAGACAUGGGUGGAGGAGGCUUCACCUCUUUCUCUUCUUCGUCUUUUGGUGGCGGUGGAUUUGGAGGAGGAGGAGGAGGAGGUGGCGGAGGAGGAGGAAUGGGCAACUUUAGAUCCGUGUCAUCUUCCACAAAGUUUGUCAAUGGCAGAAAAAUUACAACAAAACGGAUUGUGGAGAACGGCCAAGAGCGAGUGGAAGUGGAGGAAGAUGGUCAGUUAAAAUCUCUUACAGUUAAUGACGUUGCAGCCGAAGACUCCUUGGAGGACGAGUUUCGUCGCCGCAGACAGAACACCUUCCCCGGCUUUGGCCUGCACCAGCGCUAUCUGAGAAACUCCGCCCAGAAUCCGACAGAGGAGGAGGAGGAGCACGGCCUGCAGUGUCUGGGACUCACGAGAGGACACAUGGACACCAAGAGGAAGAAACUCUGGCUAAAAGAGGCAGAGUCCAAAAAGAAAAGAGCUCCUCGUCACUUCCCUCGAUAUGGUGGACUUGGGUUUGGGACUGGGUAUUUUUAAACACACAGCUACGCACACACACACAUACACAUACACACACACCUUCACAUUUUUUGGCAGACGAGCCAUCAAUCAUAUGUGGCAUUAUUUCAUCUGUGCUAUGUAGCUGAGACCCCAACAUCCCCCACUGCUGUGCCGCCUCGUCUUGUCUAUUAGCUGCAGUGCAGAGAAUGAAACUCCCGUGUUUGUUUUUCGUCUAAGGUGCAUCUUUUAGUUGCUAAGCCUUUGUUAUUUGCUGUAUUUAUUGUGGGUGCGGGUGUACAGUGAGCAUUCACGACCUUAAUUAGUCUCCCGUCUCCACUUUUUCACGAGAGUGUGUCGAAAGCAGCAGCCUUGGCGGUGAUGAGCGUGAGAAUUACUGCACUAAUGCCGUAAAGGAUGUGAGAAUGAGUGAAGGUCAGUGAAUUCUUUUCUAAUAGAGACAAAGAGGGAAGGGUGAGAUCAGGGGAAAAAACUGAGAAAUCAACAGAAGCAUUAUUAAAUCUACGCCCACAAGAAGAAAAGAAACUUUGAACCCCUCUCAAAAAAAACACACAAUAAUACGAGUUUUAUACAGUAUGGAUUCAGUAGUAAAACCUUCCAUGAGCGUUUCAUAAAAGAUUCCGUCUACAAAAAGCCCCUCGUCUGACUCGUCCUUCACAGGUUGUUCUCAGGAUUGCUGCGAGUAGAAAAUGUGGAAAUGUCUAAGAAAUGUUCAUUUUUUUAUGGACUCCUCUGAUUAAAUGCUUGAAGAAAAACAUGCCCUUGUGUAAACCUGUUAUGUAUCAUACUCUAUAGUUUCGUUGUGUUCUAAAGAGCGAUGCCUGAAGAUUAAACAAGCAAAAACAUGUGA
Molecule: messenger RNA, 2086 nt
Organism: Solea solea (common sole)
Lineage: Eukaryota; Metazoa; Chordata; Actinopteri; Pleuronectiformes; Soleidae
Gene: dnajb6b
Product: DnaJ heat shock protein family (Hsp40) member B6b
Exons: 10
Coding region: 235-1254 (339 amino acids)
Biological process (GO): protein refolding; positive regulation of proteasomal ubiquitin-dependent protein catabolic process
Cellular component (GO): cytosol; endoplasmic reticulum membrane
Molecular function (GO): Hsp70 protein binding; ATPase activator activity
Source: RefSeq, a predicted model, not a curated record